CUCCAAAGAACAGCAACUUUUCUUUUGAUUGACUAUGCAUUGCAAUUAGAUUACGACAGCAAAUUAUUUUUCUAAAGACCCAAUUUUACACUUUUUUUAAUCUCAUUGACUUCAACGUUCUCUCAAGUCACUCCUCCCUCUUUUCUCCGGACAAAAGAACAGAGGAACAGGGGAGAGAGAGAGAGAGAGAGAGAGAGAGAGAGAGAGAGAAAAAAGACAGAUGAAGACUUCACACUUCAUACAAGAAGCUUGCUUCAAUGGCUGCUGUUCAUCACCAUUCUCAUCUCAUUCAGUAUCUGAGAAACAAGAAGAGCUCGAGUUCUCAGUAAUCACAACAGGAGCUUCUUUACUAACACGAGACGCCAAAUUCACGAGCCAAGAAUCUCUCCCUCGUCUCCGUACAUCUUUCUACGAUCUCAUCACAGCUUUUCCAGAUUACUUGCAGACGAAUCAAGCCGAUCAUCUCCGAUCUACUGAUUACCAAAACCUCUCAUCCUCUCCCCAUGUGUUUGGUCAGCAACAACCUUUGUUCUCUUACUCCCAGUUUCGACGAAUCUCAGAAUCAGAACCCGAUUUGAAUCCUCCUUCUCUACUUACCUUCUCUUGCAAGCAAGUGAGCUCCGGUAAAGAACUGAUAUCAUUCGCGAGCGAAGAAGAAUCUCAGUUUCAGUCAAGGAUGAGGAGAAGACUCACGGGUUUUAUGAAUCUUGAAGAAUCCGAAUAUCACAUGAUUCUAACUCAAGACCGUUCCUCUGCUUUCAAGAUACUAGCAGAACUCUACUCUUUCAAAACCAAUCCUAACCUUCUCACUGUCUACAACUACGAAGACGAAGCAGUUGAAGAAAUGAUCAGAAUCUCAGAGAAAAAGGGUGUAAAGCCCGAAUCAGCCGAGUUUUCAUGGCCGAGCACUGAUAUUAACUCGGAGAAGUUGAAGAGAAGAAUCACGAGAGGGAAGAGAAGAGGAGGCAAAAGAGGGCUCUUUGUGUUUCCGCUUCAAUCUCUAGUCACAGGAGCUUCGUACUCAUACUCAUGGAUGAGUCUAGCUCACGGAAACGAAUGGCAUGUGUUGCUAGAUACCUCUGCUUUAGGGUCUAAAGACAUGGAGACUUUAGGUCUUUCUCUGUUCCAACCAGAUUUCCUCAUCUGUUCUUUUACAGAGUUUUUAGGUCAAGACGAUCCUUCUGGUUUCGGUUGCUUGUUCGUAAAGAAAUCUAGCUCUCCAGCUUUGUCGGAAGAGCCAACAAAUCCGGCGAAUCUCACGGCCGUAAAAGCUGAGCCAGCUCGGGAAUGGAAAACAGAGUAUUCAGAACAAAAUGACGAAACUACCCGUGUGGACCACGAGGACCACAAGGCGGCGUCUACUUCUGGUGGCAAUGAGAUAAUUGAAAUCGAAUCAUCAUCGAAUGAACAAGAUAAUAAAGCAAUGAUUGAGUUUCGAGGAUUGGAUCACGCAGAUUCUUUGGGACUAAUACUAAUCAGUAGAAGGUCAAAGUCGUUGACUUUAUGGCUUAUACGAGCUUUGAUGACUCUGCAACAUCCAGGCUCUCAUCAAAAUGAGAUGCCUUUGGUGAAACUCUACGGACCAAAGACGAAACUGAGUCGAGGGUCGUCUAUUUCGUUCAAUAUUUUCGACUGGCAAGGUGAAAAGGUUGAUCCUUCGGUGGUGGAGAGCCUUGCGGAGAGGGAGAAGAUUGGUUUGCGAUGUGCGUAUUUGCACAAGAUUAGGAUUAGGAACAAGAGGAGAAGUGAUGAAGCGAUGAGUUUGAGAUUGUCGGUGGUGAGUGUUAGGUUAGGAGGAUUUAUGACGAAUUUUGAGGAUGUUUUUAAGGUUUGGGAGUUUGUGUCGAGGUUCUUGGAUGCUGAUUUUGUUGAGAAAGAGAAGUGGAGAAAAAAAGCUCUUGAGAAAAAAACCAAUGAUUGAUUAUUGCGUUAAUUUGUGUGAACCGUAUAA
This is a messenger RNA of Camelina sativa (false flax), 1951 nucleotides long. RefSeq lists its product as uncharacterized. The record is from RefSeq and is a predicted model, not a curated record. Lineage: Eukaryota; Viridiplantae; Streptophyta; Magnoliopsida; Brassicales; Brassicaceae.